Molecule: messenger RNA, 1969 nt
Organism: Pundamilia nyererei
Lineage: Eukaryota; Metazoa; Chordata; Actinopteri; Cichliformes; Cichlidae
Gene: wnt2bb
Product: wingless-type MMTV integration site family, member 2Bb
Exons: 5
Coding region: 29-1207 (392 amino acids)
Biological process (GO): multicellular organism development; canonical Wnt signaling pathway; cell fate commitment
Cellular component (GO): extracellular region
Molecular function (GO): frizzled binding; cytokine activity
Source: RefSeq, a predicted model, not a curated record
CUAAAAAAAAAAAAAGUGAGGAAAAGUCAUGUUGGGGUUAAACAGGAUUCCCAGUCUCCGUGCAGCUCAGAUUCAGCGCUGUGGUUCGCCGGCGGGAGCUAGACUCUCACCCCGAUCUUCUUCAUGCCAGAACGCCGGUGCCAGUUCGAGGAUUUAUUGCGCGUGUCUGUUGUUGCUGCUGCUUGUGACGCCUCGGGUGGACUCCUCAUGGUGGUAUAUCGGCGCACUCGGUGCCCGUGUAAUCUGUGACAACAUCCCCGGCCUGGUGAACAAGCAGCGGCAGCUUUGCCAACGCCACCCUGACAUCAUGCAGGCAAUUGGGGAGGGAACCAAAGAGUGGAUCAGAGAGUGCCAGCACCAGUUCAGACACCAUCGAUGGAACUGCAGCACACUGGACCGUGACCACACUGUCUUUGGACGUGUCCUGCUGAGGAGCAGCCGUGAAGCAGCAUUCGUCUAUGCCAUCUCCUCAGCAGGAGUAGUCUACGCGCUCACUCGAGCCUGCAGCCAGGGGGAGCUGAGGACGUGCAACUGCGACCCACACAAACGCGGACGAGAUAAAGACGAUAGAGGAGAAUUUGACUGGGGUGGCUGUAGCGAUAACAUCAACUACGGGAUAAAAUUUUCCAAAACCUUCAUAGAUGCCAAAGAGAGAACGGUCCGAGAUGCUCGGGCACUCAUGAACCUACACAACAACCGCUGUGGCAGAACAGCGGUGAAGCGCUUCAUGAAGCUGGAGUGUAAAUGUCACGGAGUGAGCGGCUCUUGUACGCUACGGACAUGCUGGAAUGCUAUGUCAGACUUCAGGAAGACGGGUGACUACCUGAGGAGAAAAUACAACGGGGCUAUCGAGGUGAUGAUGAAUCAAGAUGGGACAGGUCUCACUGUAGCUAACAAGGACUUCAGGAAGCCUACCAAAAACGACCUGGUGUACUUUGAGAGCUCCCCGGAUUACUGCCUGCAGGACAAAGCAGCAGGUUCCCUGGGCACAGCCGGACGGGUCUGCAAUAAGACAUCGCGCGGCACAGACGGCUGUGAGGUCAUGUGCUGUGGGCGUGGCUACGACACCACGAGAGUCAAGCAAAUCACCAAGUGCGAGUGCAAGUUCAAGUGGUGCUGCUCUGUGGAGUGUAAGGACUGUGAGGAAGCUGUAGACAUACACACGUGCAAGGCUCCCAAACGAGCUGAAUGGCUGGACCAGACCUGAGGACACGCCCCCUACGCUCCCUGCAAUGCAACCCCGCCCCUUUCCCCUGUGCAGGAUAUCCUGUGGAACACGGCAUUCUGGGAAAGUUUGUCCAAAAGUGCUCUGCAUCUCCGCCUUCCCCUUUCCCGCAACCUCGACUCAAUGCAUGGCUUUUCUCCCCGUCUCUGUGAAAGCACUAGAAUUCAGUACCCGUCAAUAUGAAUUAAUACCCAUUAGCCCCUGUUUGUGAACGGCCCUGAGACUGAACUGCUGGGAUCAGAUGAACAGUGAUACCACCUUUGGGGUUCAGGUGGGUUAGGCUUUCACUGAAGACUCAGUUGUUGGGUUGAAAUGGUUUGCUGCUUUCAUGAUGCUUUAAAGACGAAUUUUGACAUUAACUGAGCCUUCAGACAUAUCCAGUAUUAUUACAACAACAUCAUAUACUCACAUAACGUUGCUUCGUUUUGGGGGAAACACACUUUUACCUAAAAAAGAAAACGAAAAAAAGAAUACUAGGUUGGACUUGGUAAGUGCAAUUUGAGUGGACAUCUGAGUGUAAGUUUGGCUGUGUGCGGCCAAGCAGUCCAAACAGAGGACUAACAGACGACGGAGACACAGACAUUGUGUUAUUGGAACUUUGAAUGCGACUGCGAAAACCAAAAAACAGAAGAAGAAGGAAAAAAAAGCUGUUUAAAGCGAUUUAUUUAAGCUGUAAAGUGCUGUUUGGUUUCUCUUUCGAGGAAGACGCUGCACUACAUUGGCUGACAAAAGGAGAGAGAAGAG